Molecule: messenger RNA, 2220 nt
Organism: Gallus gallus (chicken)
Lineage: Eukaryota; Metazoa; Chordata; Aves; Galliformes; Phasianidae
Gene: SNAPC5
Product: small nuclear RNA activating complex polypeptide 5
Exons: 3
Coding region: 57-338 (93 amino acids)
Biological process (GO): transcription by RNA polymerase II; transcription initiation at RNA polymerase III promoter
Cellular component (GO): nucleus
Source: RefSeq, marked provisional
GGGAGCGGAGAGGAGGGGCGGCCCGCAGGGGGGGCCGGGCCGGGGCGGCGGGCAGGAUGCUGAGCCGCCUGCAGGAGCUGCGCAAGGAGGAGGAGACGCUGCUGCGGGUGAAGGCGGCGCUGCACGAGCAGCUCACCCGGCUCAAGGUGGAGGAGCUCGCGCUGCAGUCCAUGAUCCGCUCCCGCGAGGAGGACGUGGCCGCCGCCCCGGGCGCGGAGGACCCCCAGCAGAUCCUCGGGCAGAUGGACAACGAGGCUGCUAUCAAUCAGACCGAAUUACAGCUGAGCAUUCGAGAUCAUGAAGAGGAGGCGGAAGAGGAGGAGGAAUCGGAUUCUUGAGGGAGAAAAGAGUCAAAGACGGUUUUUAAUACAGACUCAGGAAUUUCUUCUCCAUUCUUGCCAACAGACAUUCAUGUCGUGCUGUGUGGGCUGUAUGACAUGCUGGGCUCCUGGAGUCCCAGGAGGUUACCUCUGAGGACACAAAUGCUCCAGGCUUGGCAGACUUUGAAUUAGAUGUUAAAAGAAUGAGAACUUGCUGCACCAGUAUGUAGCAUAAUCCGUUUUGCAAACCUAACAUGUAGCUUCUUACAUCUUUAUACAAGGUAAAAGUCGUUAAUUGAGUCUGGCUAAUUUAACACAGUAAAAGCAAUAAUUUGUCCAUUCUUAUUUGCUGUCGCUGAAAAAUAAAACCAGGCCGCCGAGGCUGGUUGUGAACCAAUGAUUAUAUAGUAACCUCAUUUGCUUAAACUGGGAACUUAAAGAUAGGCAGUGAGAAAAGAUGCGUCCAGCAGCGUCUCCGGGCUUUCUGCUGCAGUGCUUUCAGUGACAGAGGCACCUCAGCAUCCAUGUCCUGUAAGUGUGGCCCACAGAAGCUGUAGUUGUUCUCUCUGCAGGAGCAGCAGACAGCGCACUGCUGCCCUGGUACUGAGUGCAGUAGCAAGGGAGCUCUCGUGUCCCUACAGGUGCUGUUUUUAAGUACUGUCAGGCUGAUGUAACAGCCACGUUUUUCUUAUUGCUCUUUCAGCACAGCAGUUAAUUGGCCUUUUACUCUUCCACAAACUGUACGGUAAGAAUUAGUCCAUAUUAGUUGUAAUAAGGAACUAAUUUUUUUUUUAAUUAUUUUUCUUUCUCCCUUAGAGUGAAUUUGUAGUUCAAUGCCAGUCUGCCUUCCACUUUAAAGUUACGUAUAAGGAGUAUGAGAGAUUAAAAUUUACUUGGAAAGUGAUGCAAAGUCCCUUCCCAGCGUCCUUAAUGCUACAGUGACACGUUCAUACUGCUCCUAUAGGUACACAGUGUGUUCUUCCUCUUCAUGGGAUGCGGACACCAAGUGGAGCAGUUGGUUAUUUGAGCAGUUCUUAAAGACUUGCUUUGAAGCAUGCAAAAUCAAACUCUGUUAAGCUGAUGAAAAGCAGACAACUAAAAAUAACAUCCUUAGCCACUUUAUCAAACUGUCUUAUCAAGAAAAUAGCCACAGCAAUCCAGGUUGGUCACUGCACAGCCAGCUAAAGGUGCUAUUACUGUCUCUGGCAUUAACAGCUCAGAGAAAAUAAAACCAACCAUUAUCUGGAGUUUACCUUUAAGAGCAGGAAAAGAACAGAGGAAAGCAUCCAGUAUUGUGGGUGUCAUCAGAACACUUGCUUCAACCUCCACUAACUUCCUGCCACUGUUUGAAGAGUGUAUUUGGCUCUUAUUUGGCUUGUAGCUAUUGGAAUAGAACUUCAGAAUGUAAUUCCAGCUUCAUCCUGUACUAAAGACUAAUUGUUUUUUUGACAAGCCUGGAUGUCCUAAUGAAGGAGCUUGGAAUGUGAGUUCAAAACAUUUGGCAAAGCCUUCCUGAGACUCACAGGAGAAAAAUAAAAAGCCUGAGCAAGAAAUGUUAUGGCUUGGAGUGUCAAAUGGUUCUUUGGAGGCAGAUGGAGAGUUGGUUUGUAAGCAUCUCAGUAGUCAACCCCUCUUGCACAGUGCAGUGCCCAGCAUGUUUGUGGCACUGGGCUCAGCCCCAUCUCAGCACAGGAACACCUGAUUCCUGCCACACCUCUGCAGAGCACCUCUGGAGCUGCUGUUCCACCUCCAGAGACAAAUUUUGACCUUUGAAAAAGUGUUAUGUGGCCCCAGCAAAUUACCAAAUAGCUUUCAUGUCUAUACUGCAUCUUCUUUCUCCCUGCUGCUUUUUCUGAACCAGGACCUUUGAAAUAAAGUCCAGCAAUCUGCUCUCCGUGUU